CAGAGAGUGAGAAAACCUAGGCGUGCUAUGCGCCGCAUCGCACCCAAAAUCUCCCUCCGCCCCCCUCCGCCCUCAGUCAGACGCUCCGGCUGCCCCUCCCCCUGGCCCGCCUACUCCGCUCCUCCGCCGGCCACCAAGUUCUCCUGCUGGGACUGGGGACCCUAACUAAACCCGACGAGCCGUAAGAGCUCGCCGCUGCUGCCUCAGAUCGCCUCCGCUUGGUAAUGGCAGAGCUUUGCCGAGAGGAAGGUUCAUAAUUGAUAAGAUAUCAGAAAAGAUGGAAAACCAGGACGUCAUGCUGCCUCAAGACGUGCUUGCAGACGUCCUACGUCGUAUUGCACUACGCGACCUUGUCAUAUCCCGCUGUGUCUGCAAGGCCUGGUGCACCAUCAUCGAUGCUCGCCACCUAUUUCCAGCUGACCUCCUUCCACACUGGGUAGGCGGUAUAAUCAUCAAUUUCAACGACUUGAUGUUGUCAGAAUUCUUCUCUCGCCCAUCGACAGGCCCCUUGGUGUCUGGCAACCUCAACUACUUACCUUCCACAUCUGUCGUCAAGGACCAUUGCAAUGGCCUUCUCUUGCUUGAUGGCUACGUGGUUAACCCCGCUACAAGACAGUGGGCGGAGUUGCCACCGUGCCCAUCUCUGGGGCUGGAGUCUUUUGAAGGAGAGCACCUUGUAUUUGACCCAACCAUAUCUCCGCACUAUGAGGUGCUGGUAAUCCCCAUUUCUCCCAAGUUAGACCGUGAUGUCAAAUUGGAUCCCACUGUAGAGGAAUUAGAAUGGCCAGCAUCAUUAUGCAUGCUACAUGUGUUCUCGUCAAGGACAAAACGAUGGGAGGAGAGGCGCUUUGUUCGGGAAGGGGAGGCUGCUGGGACAAUUGCGGACAUGCGAUCGACUCGGCAAUAUUAUCAGAACCGUGCUGUCUACUGGCGAGGAUCACUUUACGUCCAUUUGCCAAGCCACUUUGUUAUGAGGAUAUCAUUGUCAAACAACAAGUAUCAAGUAAUUAAACCACCGAAAGGGAGAAGCACUCUAUUUGGGAAAGAUAUGCUUUAUAUAGGUAAGUCAGAGAAGGGGAUUUAUUGUGCACCUGUGGAUAACCCGGUCCGGGUAUGGAUCCUUGAUGAAUCGUGUGGGCAGUUGGAAUGGGUGUUGAGGCAUAACAUUUCCCUUCACGUUGACACUGACGAAAGCAGCAGACCCUGGACAUUACAGGAUGUUAACUAUUAUGAAGGCUAUGGUGAGGAUGCUAAAGAUGAAGCAAUAGCGCGGCAGAAAUUUGACUGGGAUUCUGACAGUGAUAAUCUUAUUGACCCCAAAAGCAUGGCUGAUGACGAGUCUCCUUGUUAUACUGGUAUACUUGGAUUCCAUCCUUUCAAAGAGGUUGUCUUCCUGUGUGUCGGAUUGCAAAGAGGGCUGGCAUACCAUUUAGAUAGCUCGAAGGUCCAAGAGUUGGGAAACAUAUUUCCCAAAUGUUAUGGCACAUCGAUUGGUAUCCAGCCAUUUAUAAAGGAGUCUUUCAUAUACACUCCUUGCUGGAUGGAAGAGUUUCCAUAGAGCAAUCAAUUUAACUCAUCUUCUCUUGUUGAUAAGCACAGCGUAUCUGAAUAAGAGAUCUAAUAGUCAACUUAUGUCUGAUUGAGUUUCUUCUGGUCUAUUGUAUGUCAAACAUUGACCGGUCAUAUCUAAGCCUCAUUGCUGCAAGUUUUUUGCGUUUCGAGUAACAUCAAUUAGUGUUUACAUA
Messenger RNA from Triticum aestivum (bread wheat), 1745 nucleotides. RefSeq lists its product as uncharacterized. Gene Ontology annotation, molecular function: protein binding. The record is from RefSeq and is a predicted model, not a curated record. The coding region runs from base 278 to 1558 and encodes 426 amino acids. Lineage: Eukaryota; Viridiplantae; Streptophyta; Magnoliopsida; Poales; Poaceae. The transcript has 3 exons.